This is a messenger RNA of Neolamprologus brichardi, 5898 nucleotides long. The record is from RefSeq and is a predicted model, not a curated record. NCBI's taxonomy places the organism in Eukaryota, Metazoa, Chordata, Actinopteri, Cichliformes, Cichlidae.
UCACGUUGCUAAAAUCCUGCGCAACCUAGUAUCCACGAUUUACAUCUAUGCAGUGAUGCAAACAAGCGCGCAGGAAAAUAAAGGAAUUAUUGUGUGGCUGCUUUUUUGAUUAAAAACACUCCCAGCCCGUCUUCGCUCACUAUGCGGAGGCUUCGUGAUAGCAACGCGGUUCACAUAGGUCGUGUAUAACGGAUAUUUUAUGGAAGGUGGAAGCAGGAGAGGCUGUGAGGCUGAGGAGUCGGGGCAUCAGCUGAGCUGGGGACUGGAGCGUUAGCAAGCUAGCCUUCGUGACAGAAACGUUCAUAACGGAGCAGCGACUUUUCGCUGGUUCACUUCAUCAUGGCCACAAAUGGAAACAGUUUAACGCCUGCGAUGGGAGAGAUCAUUCAGUUAAACGUCGGUGGGACGAGGUUCAGCACCUCCAGACAGACUCUGAUGUGGAUCCCAGACUCUUUCUUUUCAAGUUUACUGAGUGGAAGGAUCUCCACUCUUCGGGAUGAAACUGGAGCUAUAUUUAUUGACAGAGACCCGACAGCUUUUGCACCAAUAUUGAAUUUCCUCCGAACCAAAGAACUGGACCUGCGGGGUGUCAACAUCAGCGUCCUGAGACAUGAAGCAGAGUUUUAUGGGAUUACUCCUCUGGUGCGUCGCCUGCUGUUGUGUGAGGAACUGGACCGCUCAUCAUGUGGUAGUGUUCUCUUCCAUGGUUACCUGCCACCCCCAGGUCCCAUGGUUGACCCUAGGAAGGUGCUGAUUAUAGCAGGACACCACAACUGGAUUGUAGCAGCCUAUGCGCACUUUGUAAUCUGCUACAGGAUAAAGGAAUCCUCUGGAUGGCAGCAGGUGUUUUCCUCUCCCUACCUUGACUGGACCAUUGAACGUAUUGCACUCAAUGCAAAGGUGGUGGGUGGCCCACACGGAGAUAAAGACAAGAUGGUGGCUGCCGCCUCUGAAAGCAGUAUCAUCCUCUGGAGUAUCCAAGAUGGAGGCAGCGGUAAUGAGAUAGGGAUUUUCAGUCUCGGCGUACCUGUUGACGAUCUCUUCUUUAUCGGGAACCAGCUGGUGGCUACCAGUCAUACAGGAAAGGUUGGAGUGUGGAACGCUGUCACACAACACUGGCAGGUUCAAGAUGUGGUUCCCAUCACCAGUUGUGACACUGCAGGAUCCUUCCUGCUACUGGGCUGUAACAAUGGCUCUAUCUACUACAUAGACAUGCAAAAAUUUCCUCUGAGGAUGAAAGACAACGAUCUUUUGGUGACCGAGCUUUAUCACGACCCAUCCAAUGACGCCAUCACUGCACUGUCUGUCUACCUCACACCUAAAACCAGUGUGAGUGGGAACUGGAUCGAGAUAGCCUAUGGGACUAGUAGUGGAGCAGUGAGAGUGAUCGUGCAACACCCAGAGACAGUAGGCUCAGGACCCCAGCUCUUUCAGACCUUCACUGUGCACAGGAGCCCAGUGACAAAGAUCAUGCUGUCUGAGAAACAUUUGGUAUCAGUGUGUGCAGAUAACAACCACGUUCGGACGUGGACAGUAACCCGCUUCAGAGGGAUGAUCUCCACACAACCAGGCUCCACCCCUCUAGCUUCCUUCAAGAUUCUGUCUCUGGAGGAAGCAGAGAGUCACGGGAGCUACGGCUCUGGGAAUGAUAUAGGUCCUUUUGGAGAGAGAGAUGAUCAGCAAGUUUUUAUCCAGAAGGUGAUCCCCAUCACCAACAAACUGUUUGUGAGGCUCUCAUCAACUGGGAAAAGGAUCUGCGAAGUGCAGUCAGUGGAUGGGACCACCAUCACUUGCUUCAUGGUACGGGAGUGUGAGGGCUCCAGUCGAAUGGGGUCCCGACCUCGCCGUUAUCUGUUCACAGGUCACGGCAAUGGCAGCAUCCAAAUGUGGGACCUGACCACUGCGAUGGACACCGCCAAUAAAGGAGAAGAGAGGAAGAAAGAGGAUAUAGGUGGGCCUACAGAGGAGGAGCUGCUACAGCUGUUGGACCAGUGCGACCUGAGCACCUCCCGCUGUGCGACACCUAACAUUAGCCCCGCCCCCUCUCUGCUACACCACACACGCCUCCGAGAGUCCUGUUCGAGUCUGCAGUUACAGGCACCGGAGCCCAUUCCCGAGACCCAGGCUACAUAUGGAGCUGUGCGACCCUACAGAGAGAGCCCCCUGCUGGCCCGUGCUCGUCGAACUGAGUCCUUCCACAGCUACCGAGACUUCCAGAACUUCAGCCUGACUCGAGGUGUCCUGGACAGCACAGGGCAGACCCCUGAUGCCCGCCGCUCUCUUUGUGACUUUGGGCCUGAAGACAGUGAGAGGAGAGCCUCAGUCUUGGAGCUGUGGGCUUCCCGUACCACAAGUGCAAGCUGUAACACAACAGCUGGAGCGUCUGGAGUAUCUGCCACAAAAGCUGAAUCCAGUCAGGAAUCUGCACGGCAGCCUCCAGACAGCCCAAUUCCAGGAGGUGACGUCAGGCGAAAGGUACAUGCUCAGUCAGAAGAAGGAGAGGCUCCUGCAUCGGGAGGAGACGCAGUGAAGGUUGAUGGAGGUGUGAGGAAAAGGGGAGUACUGGAAGGAAGCUUUCUUGGGAGAAAGAGGGCUCCUCCAGUUCCACACCUUGCCUCUGUCCCCUCUGGAUCAGAAGGCGGUGGGAGUGACUCUUCUUCAAACGCCUCUCCUUCCCCCACCAAACUGUCCACCUCACCACGACACAGGAAGCUGGUACCUGAGCCAUCCAGCCAGGACAGCAGCCUGUGAGGGCGCCUUUUCUCUUGCUCUCAGUGGAAGUUAUCUCGUAGAGGUACACCCUCUAGGUGAUCACGAUAACAGAAUUUAAGAGCAAAAGAGGAACACGAAGCAAAAAAGCAGCGACAGCCCUUUCCGCCUCCACAACAGCCUUGUUAAAGUAUGGUUCAGGAUGUUCGUUUCUCUUCAAAUCCCACACAACAGGAGUGCUGCCAUGUUAUACUGAGCGCAACAUAAAUAUACAACAUCCCAACGCUAACAUCACUGUCAGGGCAGGAAUGCAUUUCUUUUUUUUCUUAGAUUACUCACACUCGUAAAAAUCUGCCAGGUGCCAGUGAUGCUCCUCCUGUCUCUGUUUGUGUUUAUUUUAGGCUGUCUUAACAGAUUGCUGAUAAUCUUGUUAGCACUUUAAGUUUUAGGCAUAAAUCAGAUCGUUUGCUGGCUCAGUCCUGGAAAGAAAAUGUGUUUUUUCUUCCUUUUAUGAUGUUGCUCACUCAACAUCUUAAGGAACACACAGCCACUACAAGAACAGGACAAAAGUCUGUUUGACAAGGUACGGUUGAAGGAGUGGUUGGUCACUUCUAAAUGUGAAAACAUGAACUAAUUAACAUUAAUAACAUACCACAGCACUAACAGUAACUAACCAUUUACCAAGAUAUUUCAAAGUGUUUCUAAUAACCUAUAUCAGGUAUGCAUUACUUUGUUCAGAACCUGAUCUGUCUUCAUAUCUGUAACUAACAGUUACUUCUAUUAUCAUAUAAGUCCUUUUAGAUGUUUUAGUCUAAAACAGUGUCAUAACAUGUUACCUAUCACAAACUAUUUCACUUAUAAUGGUAUAAAAAGGGAACAAAUCAGUAAAACUAGACCCCAUUUGGUGAUUGAUCACCUGAUUGGCUGACUGAUCCGUUCAGCACUAGAGCAGUGGAAUUGAUCAGACCCCGAACCAGAGGCCACGAUUAUAUCAAGCAUCUCUGACACUAUGUGCAAUUUGUCGUGCAAUCGAUUUUUACUUACCUUAAAUGUGUUACCUUCACUAGAAUUCUAGGCAGAUACUUGGAUCCUAGAAUACUUUGGGACACAGGGUUAGUAGUUAACAGUAGUUAUUGUUGUUAAAGCAACAACACUAAAAAGCCAAUAGAGAGCGAGCAGUUCAAGCAGGCGAUACAACUUUACAGAGUUUGCGAUAUGACAGCUCAGUACUAUGCAACAGUGGUUCCCGGGCGAUUCAAACUGAAAUCUACGUGGAUAACGGCCUGCAAAAACGUCGAACCCCCGUGUGGACGAGUGCCUGCUUUUCACUUCAGCCGGCACAGUUUUACCCGUUAGUUCCAGUCAAGUUACACUGUUAAUCUCCUUUUAUGCUAAUUGCAGUUCAACAGGCUCUUUGAUCCUCAAACAAGACAAAAAAUGAAACAGUUGUGUGAAGCGUUGGACUGCAAUGUUAAAAAAAUGUGAGGUAUUUUAUUAGACGAUCUAUAUGUGGAAUUCAAAGAAGAUAAUUCAGUGCUCGAAGCUAAAAAAAAUUAUAUUUACACAAAAUAGUAAAAGCAAAUGUCUUUUUUAGUAUUUUGUGGUAUAGAAAGUCAAGUUCUUCUUGUCUCAACAGAGAGAAAGAACACAUUUUAUUGUCAGCUUGUUGUUAUAGUUCACAAGUAAGAGGAACCGUUUGUGUUCUUGCUUUAUCAUUAUUAUUAUUAUUAUUUUCACAGUGGUGCCUGUGCGAGAUCACUCUAAUUAUUUAUUUUUUUAUUUUCACACUACACUCAUGCUAAAACAAGGACCUACACUACAUCACUUUACUCCCUUUGAAACAGGUAUAAAAUGUGUGUUGUGUUGAAUGACUGUUGCAGUGCCUUAUGUAACUUGUUUGGCGGUUAUCAGUCCGUUAAUGUGUUUUAAUUGAAAAAAAUUGUGACCAAAUGCUUGUGAAGACGGAGCUCAUUGUGGAGGCACGUUACAGACCUGCCCACGUCGCUGUUGGCUAGAAUUGUGUUAUGAUUUUACUGCGGGAUAAAAUAGAUGUAAAGAGUGGCAUUAAAUAUUAAGUAAUUAGGGAUUUACCGAUGAGUGUACUGUGAAAUUCUGGAUCGACAGUGAUACUGAUGUUUAUUAUAUUGUAGUUGCUUUUUUUUUUAAAAAAAAUUCCCCAAUUUGUUCCAGGGAAACAAAGAGAUCUUGAAUAUGAAAAAAGUAGGUGAACUGUUUUAAAGUCUUUCAGCUCUUCAUCACACUGUCUUUAGCCAGCACUGGCAACAUAUAAACAUUACAAUACUGAGAACAGUAAAUGUCCGGAUGUUGUGGCUGAUACGUGGGCACUUAACAUUACAUUAGCAGACUACAUUGCACAUAACCCUCACAUGCAUUAAGAUCGGAAAGUCGAAACUUCCUCCCAAGAUGGGGGAUUUUAUAUAUUUUUUUUAAAAUGUAACUUGUACUUUUAGUUUCAGGCUUACCAUAUAGGGUUGGAAACAAAAAAUAUCUGUGAGUGACGACCUUAAUUAGCAUAGCCAUGUCCUGAAAUAUUAAUCACACUAUUCCAAAAGCAGCAGUAAUGUAACAUGUUUCACUGGUAAUCAUUUCUGAAUGACGACAGAACUGACCGUGUGCUAACGGCUUGUACAAAGAUGUAACAUUUUGAUACAUUAAGUGUGUGAAAUGUGGACGUGUAAUCAGAACAAAAUCCUGAUGCGGAUGCAUUGAUUUGUCUAAUGGUGUGUUGAUGUAUACGCUGUUCAUACAAACAUAAGGCCUAUAUUAAUAUAAUCAUGCUAUCGGACCUAACAUCAUUUGCAUUUGCGCUAUGAAGACUAAUGUUACAGUAACCUGCUAAUGUUUAUUUUCUAUAGAAACAUGGAGUUAAAUGAGUAUUUCUGCACAUAGUUAUUUGUUUAUCUUCUGCAGUGUCUCUUAUCUGUUGCUCUUUAACCUCCCCUGGCUAUGUUUACAUUAUAUGGCAGCCAGAUGCUAAUGAGCUCAAAGAAAUACAUAUCUGUUUAUUUAAAAAGGCCUGUGCAUUCUUGUUUUCUACAUUGUGUAUACAUUACGCGAUAUUAUUUACCACUGCAUUGAGUAAUGAUCGAAUAUUAAGUUGCUGUAGAGUCACAUUGUUCGUGCAAUUGAAACUACCACUGUGUUCACUAAAACGUCUGAUUAUACUCA